UACUUUCGGUAACUGAGAUUUAAUUUUGUGUAUUGUGUAUAUUUUGCAUAUGUUAACUAGUCUGCAAACUGAAUAUUGCAAUUAGAAUUACUUUCUGCAUUAUAGUGUCUAAUUCAUAACUGGACAAUGUCAUCAACGCAACCAAUUCAUGCACUAAGCCUAGACUCGGUCCAGCAGCAAGCCUUCAUUAAAUAUUUUAAUGCAUUACCAGAUAAACCGCCCACAACGGUCAGAAUCUUCGACCGCAAUGAUUACUACAGCGUGCACGGUGUGGACGCGACUACCUGCUCCAGAGAGGUGUUCUCCUCCAUUGCGAACAUCAAGAAAAUGGGUCUGGAGCCCAACAAGCUCGAAUAUCUCGUGCUCUCUAAAGGAAACUUUGAGAUACUCAUCAAGAAACUGCUUCUAGUGCGGCGCUACCGUGUAGAAAUAUAUGUAGCAGAAGGUUCGGUGAAGAACAGCGAAUGGGUGAUCAAGUACAAAGGCUCGCCGGGAUGCCUGUCGCAGUUAGAAGAAGUGCUGGGCGAGGGUCUGGGCUCGACUGACGAUAGCACGCCUUGUUUGAUGGCGGUUAACAUCAAGACUGAUCCUGUCACCAAGGGACGGCUAGUCGGCGUGGCAUGCGUCACGGCGGGCGACUACGAGUUGUCGGUGACUGAGUUCACCGACGACGAUUUAUUGACGGAGUUAGAGACGAUCACGGUGCAAAUGGCGCCUUCCGAGUGUCUUGUGCCCCAAGCGGAACAUGAAGAUUACAAAUCCCUAAAGAAAGUAAUGGAACGCGCGAGUGUGACAAUAACGAAGCUGAAGCGAAGCGAGUUCUCCACCGAAGGCCUGAUCCAAGACCUGAACAGACUGUUAAAGUUCAAGCCAGAACAACAGCAGGACGCCAACGCUUUUGAAGAGACAAGGAAGGAGGUCGCGAUGAGCUGUCUAGCGGCGGCGAUUAAAUAUGUGUCUUUGAUGACUGAGAAUACUAAUUUUGGAAGAUUCCGACUGACCACCAUCCAGUCAGAUAUGUUCCUGCAUUUGGACGCGGCGGCGCUAAGCGCGCUCAACGUGCUGCCUGAACUAGGAGAUGCGCCUGCGCCGUCCCGGAGUCUGCUGGGCUUGCUGGACCGCUGCCGGACGCAGCAGGGGAAACGGCUCCUAGCCCAAUGGCUGCGCCAGCCCCUCCGCGACAUAAACCUGAUCAACGAGCGUCUGGACGUGGUGACCCUGCUGGUGCACAGCUCGGCGCUGCGCCUGCAGCUGCACGACGACCACCUGCGGCGCCUGCCCGACCUCAGGGCGCUCGCACGCCGCCUCACCAGGAGGAAGGCCAACCUGCACGACUGCUAUAGGAUCUACCAGGCCAUCAAACGUCUACCGGCUCUCCUGCAUUGCCUGUCCGAGGCCGACAACGCUACAGUCCACUCCUCCAUCGCCGAGCCCAUCUCAGAGCUAACUGAAGACCUCGGCAAAUUCCAGGAGAUGAUUGAGACUACUGUCGACAUGGAGGCUGUUGAUAGAGGCGAGUUCCUAGUGAACCCCUCAUUCGACGAGCAACUGCAAGCGUUACGGACUGAACUGGACAACCUGCAAUCGUCGGCAGACAAAGAACUGCACAAGGCUGCCCGCGACCUGGGUCUUGAUGCAGGCAAGACUAUCAAGUUGGAAAGCACGCCCAACGGAUUCUGCUUCAGAGUAACAAUGAAAGAAGAACAGGCGCUCCGCAAUAACAAGAAGUAUACAAUCAUAGACGCAGUGAAAGGCGGAGUCAGGUUCAAGACUGGCAGGCUGGGCGAUCUGACCGAGGAGUACGUGCAGACCAGGACUAACUACGAGAAAGAGCAGGACAAAGUCGUGGCUGAAAUCGUGGGGAUAGCUUCGGGCUACUCCGAAUGCCUGUUCUGCCUGUCCCACGUGCUAUCGCGCCUCGACGUGUUGGUCUCGUUCGCGGUGGCGGCCGUGUCGGCGCCCGAGCCGUAUUGCCGUCCCGUCGUCACUGAGGACAUCAACGAGUUCGUGCUGAAAGACCUGCGACACCCUUGCUUGGAGGUUCAAGAAGGCGUGUCCUUCAUUCCCAAUGACGUAGUGUUUAAAAGAGAUUCGCGCCUGAUGCACAUAGUGACGGGCGCCAACAUGGGCGGCAAGUCGACGUGGAUGCGGUCGUGCGGCGCGGCGGCGCUGCUGGCGCACGCGGGCUGCCUCGUGCCGGCCGCGGCGGCCACUAUACCGAGACUACGAGCGCUCUGCGCCAGGGUGGGCGCGGCCGACCGGGAGCAGCGCGGCCAGAGCACCUUCAUGCUGGAGAUGAUCGAGUCCGCUACCAUACUGAAGACUGCAACACCGGACUCUCUGGUGCUCAUCGACGAAUUGGGACGAGGCACGUCGACCUACGAAGGCUGCGGAAUAGCUUGGGCUAUUGCUGAGGAGCUAGCAACGAAAUGUAAAUGCUUCUGCCUCUUCGCGACCCACUACCACGAGCUAACCCGGUUGCCAAGCUUGCAUCCCAACGUAAUUGUGAACUCGCACGCCGAGGCGUCCGUUGUGGACCAACAGUUGCUGUUACUUCACAAGAUUGCUCCGGGGCCGGCCACACACUCCUUAGGGCUUCAUGUGGCUAAGUUAGCCGAUCUACCGGAUUCUAUCAUAGAGUAUGCUGAAACUAAGCAAGCGGAACUGGAGACCAACUUAUUCGAGGCAGCCAACAUAGAGGACCAGGAAUCAGAGGCCGGACAGGCCCUGAUACUGGACUUCUUGCGCAAGUGCAAACACCUUGAAGCCUCCAACCCGUCCAAUGAAGUCUUGGUCAAAGAAAUAGGAGCUUUGAAGAAAGACUUGCUCAAGCAGGAUAAUAAAUAUAUACGAGCGCUUAUGACGAACUGAUGUCAUUUGAUUUGUUUUGAAUAAAGUUUUUGAUAA
This is a messenger RNA of Cydia fagiglandana, 2907 nucleotides long. It is a transcript of the gene spel1, whose product is annotated as DNA mismatch repair protein Msh2. The coding region runs from base 127 to 2871 and encodes 914 amino acids. NCBI's taxonomy places the organism in Eukaryota, Metazoa, Arthropoda, Insecta, Lepidoptera, Tortricidae. The record is from RefSeq and is a predicted model, not a curated record. The transcript is spliced from 16 exons. Gene Ontology annotation, molecular function: mismatched DNA binding; ATP-dependent DNA damage sensor activity; ATP binding. Gene Ontology annotation, cellular component: nucleus; MutSalpha complex. Gene Ontology annotation, biological process: mismatch repair; mitotic recombination.